Molecule: messenger RNA, 333 nt
Organism: Oldenlandia corymbosa var. corymbosa
Lineage: Eukaryota; Viridiplantae; Streptophyta; Magnoliopsida; Gentianales; Rubiaceae
Source: the annotation of a GenBank genome assembly
AUGGCGUCCUGUGGGGAAUUCAGGUGUCUCGAUUUCCCAUCAGGCGCUAUCAUUGCAGCGCGGUCUCCCACGAAAUCCUACGCGUCCAUCACGUUUGGGCGGGAAAAACCCAGGGCCGUUGGAUCUAGGGCGAUUAGAAGAAGGAAGAUUCCAGAAGCUGGGCUGAUCUGUUGGGCUCUCAAUUCCUUUUUGUCAAGCCCAAUCCGGCUUUGCUUCGUUGGGCUUGACAGGGGCACUUGUUGGGGGUCAACUUUGACCCACUCUGGCGGCCCAACUGUUCACUCCACUUGGGCUUAUCUUAUAAGCCCAAGUGGUCCGUUUAUCCUUCUCUAA